This is a messenger RNA of Polyodon spathula (Mississippi paddlefish), 785 nucleotides long. It is a transcript of the gene nkiras1, whose product is annotated as NFKB inhibitor interacting Ras-like 1. Gene Ontology annotation, biological process: canonical NF-kappaB signal transduction. Bases 137 to 715 code for a protein of 192 amino acids. The transcript is spliced from 4 exons. Lineage: Eukaryota; Metazoa; Chordata; Actinopteri; Acipenseriformes; Polyodontidae. The record is from RefSeq and is a predicted model, not a curated record. Gene Ontology annotation, molecular function: GTP binding; GTPase activity.
AGACAGAGAGAAGUGCAUGCGCAGUACAUUCCCUGCGCUUCCUGUAUUACACCGCUGCAGUCGUCACUCGUUGAGGUGGGUGGGAGAUUAGUUGCAGUAAAACAAGGUCAAGAUUAAAGGUGCUUAAAAACAGAGCAUGGGAAAGGGUUGUAAAGUUGUGGUCUGUGGACUGGCUUCUGUUGGAAAGACUGCCAUUCUGGAGCAGCUGCUGUAUGGAAACCACGCAGUCGGAUCUGAAUCUAAUGAAACACUUGAAGACGUCUAUGUUGCAUCAGUGGAAACAGAUCGAGGAGUGAAGGAGCAGUUGCGUCUUUAUGACACUAGAGGGCUACAAGAUGGAUCUGAACUACCAAAGCAUUAUUUCUCCUUUGCUGAUGGCUUUGUCCUAGUAUACAGCGUGGACAGCCUUGAGUCUUUCAAGAGGGUCGAGAUAUUAAAAAAGGAAAUUGACAAGUCCAGGGACAAAAAGGAGGUUACAGUCAUUGUUUUAGGCAACAAGACAGAUCUGCAGGACCACAGGCAGGUAGACACCGAGACGGCUCAGCUGUGGGCCAAGGGAGAGAAGGUGAAGCUAUGGGAGGUAACUGUGACAGAGAGGAAGUGUCUGAUUGAACCCUUCACUGUUCUCACCAGCCGACUGACUCAGCCCCAGAGCAAAUCUGCCUUUCCGCUGCCAGGGAGGAAGAGCAAGGGGACCCCUUCCUCCGACAUGUGAGCACCCCUGCAAAAUGGAGGAGCAGAAUUGGGCAGCUAAAAGAAAUGAGUGAAAAUACUAUUUAUAUAAU